UCCUCUUCCUUAAUCUUUACUAAUUUAAUCUUAAUCUUUACUGGAUUUUCCAUUUUUCGUAACCCAUUCUCUAAACCUCUGUGUCCCCUUUGUUUCAUAAGAGCCUUAGCUCAAGAUUUUUCAUGUGCUUAGAAAAGCGAUGGUCUUACGCAUGUUAGUGCCCUUUGACUACAUAAUCUAAGACCAUUGACAAGCCGUGCACAAUGGUCAACAAUGUUUAAAAUUCCAAGUCCAAGUGACCUCAAUUUACUACUUGUUAUUUUGUCAAACUCAACAAUGAAACUGAUCUUGAAAAAAUGGUGUGCAUUAAUUUUAUUGGUAUUGGCUAGAAAGUAACCCUUGCUCUCUGUAACUCAGAAAAACUGGAGAUUAAACCCUAACCCAAUCCUUAAACCUAACCCUUGUUAACAGCAAAUGCACUCUUAUCAGAGUUGAUCAGUUUAAAUAUAGCUUGCCCUGUGGUGAUUAUAGGAAUUGCACCCUAAUGCUCCAUGAACUUCCUGCGCUAAUUAGUCCUGCACUACUUUUUCUUAAACCUACCUGGCGUUCGACCAAAAAGCAGCUGUUUACAAAACAUCUUCGCAAAGUCAGUCAUGGAGGCAGAAACGAUGUACGAGUACUUAAGAAACGAUUCCACACUGUCAUACGGCUUGGGAGCAUUUGUGCUGCUGUGGGCUCUUAUUUGGUACUACCGGGACAAUCUGGAGGGUGUCUCACGGAAAAGGGGGCAGAUGAUCUGAAAAGGGCGACUGGACCGUUCCUGAAGACCUGCAUACUGGACGUAUCCAGCACUGCCAGCAUUGAGAAAGCUGUGGAAUGGACCAAAAAAGAAGUUGGAGAUAAAGGACUCUGGGGUCUGGUGAACAAUGCUGGGCGUUCUCUUCCCAUGGGUCCCUCUGAGUGGAUGAAAAUCGAGGACUUCCAAAGCACCCUCAAAGUCAACAUGAUUGGUGUGAUUGAGAUAACCAUGAACUUCCUGCCUCUUGUCAAAAAGGCUCGUGGGCGAGUGGUUAAUGUGGCAUCCGUGCUGGGCAGAGUAGCAGCUAACGGCGGCGGCUACUGCAUCUCAAAGUUUGGGGUGGAGAGUUUCUCCGACUGUCUCAGGAGGGAUAUCCAGUAUUUUGGGGUCAACGUGUGCAUAAUCGAACCAGGAUUCUUCAAGACGCAGGUGACCAGUCUGGAACCCAUUGAGAGGGAACUGCACCGCCUCUGGAAUCAACUGACUCCUGAAGUCAAGGAGAGUUACGGAGAUAAAUACCUGGAUAAAUACAUCAAGAUCCAGAGACUGAUCAUGAAUGCCAUAUGCGACUCUGACCUCAGCAAAGUGACCAACUGCAUGGAACAUGCCCUGCUGGCCGUCCACCCAAGAACACGCUAUAGUGCAGGCUGGGAUGCCAAGCUCUUAUGGAUCCCCCUGUCUUAUAUGCCCGCUUGCUUUGUAGACAUUGCAUUAAAGCUGGUGAUGCCAAAGCCGGCCAAAGGUGUAUAGAUUUAGAGUGCUGGUAAAAUAAUUUUAGACUUGAUACCAUUAACUGAUUUUAUUCCUGUUUUUACUUUUGGCUUUUGUUCUCUUCUUAUGGAACUGGAUGAUGUUCUGUUUCAGGACCUUAUGGUUGCCUAGUUUUGGAUUUGUUGAAUUAGGUUAGUGGGUGUUGAAGUGUUUUCUACUCAGAUAGCACACAUACAUCUCCGAGAUGUCUGUUUUAGUUAUUUUCAUCUGAAAAAGCAUCUAAUUAACAUCUGCUAAAUAUCGUAAAAAGAUCCGAUUAACAAACGUUCUAAAUCAUAAUCGUCUCAAAGACAUCUGAUGAAUGUCUUAUUGACGUCAUAUAGACAUAUUGCAGAUGAGUAAACAAUGUAAAAAAUCUGUAUUCCAGAUGUAAACAAAAACAUCAAAUAUACAUCUGGGCGAUCUAUGUGUGCAAUCAGGGUAGUGUUUGCAAAGACUAAUAUUUUAGCAAAUUGUAGUGUUUUAAAGACUAAGCAUAGAUAUUUUUUCAGUACUGUUAAAAUGGACACUAAUAACGUUGGAUAUUUAUAUCAAAUGAAACGCAUAUGUAGGCUUAAAUGUUCAUUUUUCUUGUUCUGCAGAUGAUUUCUAUCAUGUUUACAUGCCUUACAAGUGGAUUUUAAAACCCUCAGAGAUUGCCUUAGGUCUGAACAAACCAAAAAUGUGUCACUCUUUCUGUCACCAGUUUGUGCCUGUUUAUAAUCUACUGUACAUGUUUUGCUAGAGUAAUUAAAUUUAACUUAAGGUGAUGUAUUUUUAUGAAACUGAGUUACAUGGAUAUUUUAAUGGAAAUGUUUGUUGGCAAACAGAGUUCACAUAAACAUAA
This is a messenger RNA of Myxocyprinus asiaticus (Chinese sucker), 2336 nucleotides long. Its product is annotated as retinol dehydrogenase 7-like. Lineage: Eukaryota; Metazoa; Chordata; Actinopteri; Cypriniformes; Catostomidae. The record is from RefSeq and is a predicted model, not a curated record. Gene Ontology annotation, molecular function: oxidoreductase activity. Bases 485 to 1489 code for a protein of 334 amino acids. The transcript is spliced from 6 exons.